AACUCAGGGAAUAGUUACCCCGGACACGCACAAGUUGGUGACUCUACCUCAUUUUCGCCUGAUCCCCAUAAACACAUAUUGGGACGCUAUAGCCCUACUUUGGGGAUACCAUAUCAAAAAAAGGAAAAUGACACAAACCUAUCUGGCCGAGAUGCUAGAACUCUUGUGUCGCUCCAAUGUUGUCCUAACACAGGAGGAACUUACGAAUUGUCGACAUUCUUGGGGCAACUGUUCCGAGUUGGUACCUUGGCACGCACUAACUGGACGACAGAGGAGCCGACAACACCGUGUUGUCUUAUACAGCCGGACCAUAUCUUUACGCAGAACGCAGAUGGCGACCAUGUUCCCGUGCAUCAAGUGCCGGCGGGCAGCAGACAAGAUGAACCACAUGGGCGUUGCAAAAAUGAUCUCAUGGUAGUGGAAAAGAUUAAGAAUGAAUCUGAUGCCCGCCGUAUUGCGAAAUCUAUUUUGUAUGAGCUCAUAAAAAAAGAAUCAGAUGUUACCGAUUAUUUAGAGUGUAUUCAAAGGUUUGGUUUCAAUCACAUUAUUAUCAUCGGGGAACAUAAAAAUGGAUUGCUUUUUCUUGAUUGUUAUGGUCGAGUAUUUUAUUGGGAUGCUAUGGUUGGUCUGUUACGACCACUUGGAAAGAAUUUGGAUGAAUGCUUUCUUACCCAGCUGGUAUGGAACGAGUACGAUAGAAUUAUUACUGAAUUUUAUUAUUUUGAAUAG
Molecule: messenger RNA, 729 nt
Organism: Paraglomus occultum
Lineage: Eukaryota; Fungi; Glomeromycota; Glomeromycetes; Paraglomerales; Paraglomeraceae
Source: the annotation of a GenBank genome assembly